AUGGCCCCUCCACCAGAGGAAGACCAGGUUGAGGGCACUCCAAUGGAGGAGGAUGCUGGUGAAGCUGAGGCCAAGGAGGUUGAGGUCAAUGUUCAAGCUGAUGAGGGCAGUCAACAUCCUGAUGAUGGGACUAGUCAACUUCUGGACAAUGAAGUAGAUGAGGAUGGUUCUGAAUCAUCACUUCCUCCAUCUUCACCACCAGCUGAAGACUCCAGUUCUGAUGCCAAGGAUGAGUUUCCCCCAUGUUGUCCUGGUUGCUGUGUGGAACACAAACCUAAAAUCAAGGGCAAAAGUAGGGCUAUGGAUGUUGACAACAGUGAUAUAAGCACAAAAUUUAAGAAGACUGGGAACUUGUCCCAUGCUGCUCUCAAUGAGAUAUGUGACUUUGUGGCCAAACUCAACAAGGCCAAUCUCUUCUGCUUGUGGUAUUGGGCCACCCAACUGAAACCUGAUGGUGCAGAGUACAACCAACUCAUGAAAGAUAUCCCCAAAGAUGACACCACAGCAAGAAAGGAGAAGUUGAAGGCUGUUUAUGAAUGGAGAAAGAGCUCCUCAGCAGUGCCCACUAACAAAUCAGUCAAGUCCAUUGCAGUCAGAGUCCACAAUGUGAAGACACAGUUCUCUGGAUUGGCUGAGGUGUGGUCAGCUCUUGAAGACAUCAAAAUUGCUGGAGUUGUGAUGUAUGUUGGACAAGACCCUGCAGGAUGCCAGACCUCUGGCAUGUUUGGUGGUUCCAAUAUCAUACAAAAGUACAUCAAUGAGUGUGCCAUUGAUGUUCAGGGACUUAUGGACAAGUACACCUCAAUAUUUAAGUGUCUCAGGGAUGGUAAUGGUACUGAAGCUGGCUGUGGCAUUGGAGUUGUGUUGCUGAAUGAAGGAGACACCAAGAGAUUGCAACUGCCAGUGACACAUGGGGUCAAAGUUGGUGAUCCCCAGAAAAUCAUUUGGCAGCAGCUUCUUGAGUUUGUUAGAAGGAACUCUCUUGUCAUAAUCAACUGGCCACUUGGGGUGCCUCCACUGAGCCCUGGUUUUGAGUACAAGAAACUCAAAGCUGAUGCUCUCCACCAACUUGUGGUACCUUAUCUGCAGAGAAAGCUAGGCUCAAUGUAUGAUGGACAAUCUGAUGAUGAUGAUGACAAGAAAAAUGAUUUUCUGGAUGGUGUGCUGGAGGUUGAAAUCAAACCCUGGAAUGAAGAUAUCAUCAGCAUAGGGGAUGCACACCCAUUAAAGGGAGAGAUUGCACUGGUCAAGGCUCCUGAUGGCACAGUUUUGUGCAAGGUGUCUGACGAUCCUGAGUGGCAGAAGUCUCACAAAGAAGGGAAUCCAGAUAAUGACACAGUUCCUUGUGAAGCUUCACACUCUGACCACCAAAUGCCCCUGCAUGAUGAAGGGAGGGAUGCACACCCCAUCACUGGCAACCAUGGUGUAGUGGUUUACCCCACUGCAUUUUGGUUGAAACUGACAGGUGACAUGCACAGGAUGCACUUUGUGACCCACCAGCACACACAAGCCAUGAGAACACUUGAGAGUCCAGUCAAUCUGAAAGCCCCUUGCUGGCUCAGCACUAUGGGGUGA
Molecule: messenger RNA, 1575 nt
Organism: Pisolithus orientalis
Lineage: Eukaryota; Fungi; Basidiomycota; Agaricomycetes; Boletales; Pisolithaceae
Exons: 13
Coding region: 1-1575 (524 amino acids)
Source: RefSeq, a predicted model, not a curated record